Messenger RNA from Prosopis cineraria, 1534 nucleotides. Its product is annotated as 12-oxophytodienoate reductase 1-like. Bases 89 to 1201 code for a protein of 370 amino acids. Gene Ontology annotation, molecular function: FMN binding; oxidoreductase activity. The transcript has 5 exons. The record is from RefSeq and is a predicted model, not a curated record. Lineage: Eukaryota; Viridiplantae; Streptophyta; Magnoliopsida; Fabales; Fabaceae.
UCCGUACCAUGGAGUCGUCGUCUAUUCGAUCUUUUCAUUUCACCUUCAGUUCUAUUUAUACCAAAUCGAUUCUUGUCUUUGGGCAGAAAUGGCUUCCGAAGCUCCCGUCCUUCCUCUCCUUACCCCUCACAAGUUGGGAAAUUUCAAUCUAUCCCACAGAGUUGUUUUGGCCCCACUGACUCGACAGAGAUCUUACAAUUAUGUUCCUCAGCCUCACGCUAUCUUACAUUACUCUCAGCGAACUACCAAGGGGGGUUUAUUGAUAUCUGAAGCUACUUGUAUCUCCCCCACUGCUAUAGGGUAUGCUGAUGUACCAGGCAUAUGGACAAAAGAGCAAAUAGAAGCAUGGAAGCCCAUUGUGGAUGCAGUCCAUGCCAAAGGUGGCAUAUUUUUCUGUCAGAUUUGGCACACUGGAAGGGUUUCAAAUUCAGGUUUGCAGCCAAACGGGCAAGCCCCAAUAUCUUGUACAGACAAGGGACUGACCCCACAAAUUCAAAGUGAUAGCAUUGAUGUUGAACAAUAUACACCACCAAGGAGGUUGAGCGCUGAUGAAAUUCCCCAAAUUAUCAAUGAAUUCAGACUCGCUGCUAGGAAUGCUGUGGAAGCUGGUUUUGAUGGGGUUGAGAUUCAUGGUGCCCAUGGUUACCUUCUUGACCAAUUUAUGAAAGAUCAGGUCAAUGAUCGAACAGAUGAAUAUGGUGGAACACUGGAGAACCGGUGCCGCUUUCCUUUGGAAGUUGUUAAAGCUGUUGCUGAUGAGAUAGGGGCAGAGAGAGUUGGAGUUAGAUUAUCACCUUUUGCAGAUUAUAAUGAAUGUGGAGAUUCCAAUCCUAAAGAACUUGGCUUAUACAUGAUAAAUUCCCUAAAUAAAUACGGUAUUCUGUACUGUCACAUGGUGGAACCAAGAAUGAAGACUCAAUGGGGAAAAGUUGAGUGCCCUCACAGUCUUGUGCCAAUGAGAAAGGCCUUCAACGGAACUUUUAUUGUUGCUGGAGGCUAUGAACGUGAAGAUGGGAACAAUGCAGUGGCAGAGAACCGAGCGGAUCUUGUUGCCUUUGGUCGGUGGUUCUUGGCGAAUCCAGAUCUGCCAAAGAGAUUUGAGCUUGGUGCUUCUCUCAACAAGUACCGUAGAGAGACUUUUUACACUUCUGAUCCUGUUAUCGGUUACAAUGAUUAUCCACUUCUUGAAGACAGUUCUUAACUAUAAGCCUUUAGAUGUGAAAGGUGGUUCUUGAACUGUUCAAUUUCAGUGUUGGGUGCAAUAAUUUUACGAUGUGACAAAAAUAAAAAUGAAAAAGAGAAGAGCAGCAUUGAGCAUCAGUUAGUCGCUUUUUGUGCCUUUUCAUUUCCGCUUGGUGACUGGUAAUGUUUUUCUGUUUGGAUACUAGUUUGGUAGUCUGGGAGCUCAUAGAAUUGGUAUGGUUUGUAGCCGCCAUUAUACAAUGAUAUUUUUAGCCAGAUGAGUGCAUAAAAGUUCCUUGUUUUGGCUUCAUUUUAUGAAUAAAUUAUUUAUAGCUGUUGUUUGCCUCUUUAA